AUGGCGGCGGUGGCUGGCGCGAAAGCCGAUGGUGCGCUUCUCAAUGGCAUCGAGGUCGGCCUGGGUGAUCUCUCCAGUCUCAAUGAAGUGCUGGAUCGGCAGGCCGUUGACCUUGACGUGGUUGACCAACGGGAUCAUGGAGUCACCGUGGCCACCAAUGCACCAGCCGUGGACGUAUCUGGGGUGGACGUUCAACUUGUCGGCAAUGUAGUGGCGCAUACGGGACGAGUCCAAGAGUCCUCCCAUACCGACAACCUUGUUCUUGGGGAAUCCAGUGGACUUGAGGAGCAUCUUGACCAUGACGUCGAGCGGGUUGGUGAUGCAAAUGACGAAAGCGUUGGGGGCGUACUUCUUGAUGUUCUCACCGAUGGUGGUCAUGAUCUUGCUGUUCGGGCCAACGAGGUCGUCACGGCUCCACUCAUCGUCCUUCUUGUUCGGCAACCUGGCCAAACCGGCGGUAAUGAUGCACACGUCACUGUCGGCAAUGUCUUCGUACUUGGUGGUGCCAAUGACCCUCUGGGAGGUGUCGUAGACGGCGUUGGCAUGCAUGAUGUCAAGGGCCUUGGCGGCACCAAGAGCUGCAAAAGCAUUAGAGGUGCCACAACGUGA
Molecule: messenger RNA, 609 nt
Organism: Babesia ovata
Lineage: Eukaryota; Apicomplexa; Aconoidasida; Piroplasmida; Babesiidae
Product: penicillin amidase, putative
Exons: 2
Coding region: 1-609 (202 amino acids)
Source: RefSeq, a predicted model, not a curated record